AGAAAUUUAAAAAAUUUAUCUAGAUGGCUAUCUGGGACUGAAGGGCUAUUUCAGUUUUAAUCUGCAGUGAUGACCCUUAAGCUCUUAUAAAGCUGCACUUAUAUAAUGAAUUUUCAAAGGCUUAAAAAAAACUUUCAAUGACUGAUCUCUGUAGUAAUCACAGAAUUUCCGUUAAGUUUUCAGUCAAAUUUGAAAAUAUCUCUUUAAUUUGAAUGAGAUUUCAGCAGUGCAUUCUCUUCUCUCUUUUCUGAUUCUAGAAGCACCAAGCCAAUGACUGGGGGAGGAAAUAUUACAGAGGUCACUUAUUUCAUCCUUUUGGGAUUCUCUGAUUUCCCCAGAAUCCUAGUAGUGCUCUUUGUUGUAUUCCUGCUCAUCUACAUUAUGACUCUGACUUGGAACUUGUGCCUCAUCAUCUUAAUAAGGAUGGACUCUCACCUCCACACACCCAUGUACUUCUUCCUCAGUAAUCUGUCCUUCAUGGAUAUCUGCUAUGUGACCUCCACAGCCCCCAAGAUGCUCUCCAGCUUUUUCCAAGAGCAGCAAACUAUCACCUUUGUGGGUUGCGCCAUUCAAUACUUUGUUUUUUCAAUCAUGGGACUGAGUGAGUCUUGUCUCAUGACAGCCAUGGCUUAUGACCGAUAUGCCGCCAUUUGUAAUCCUCUUCUCUAUUCAUCAGUCAUGUCACCCACCCUCUGUAUUCGGAUGGUGCUGGGGUCCUAUCUGGCUGGACUCUCUGGUUCUGUAUCCCAAUUGUGUGCCAUACUUCAGCUUCACUUCUGUGGGCCUAAUGUCAUCAACCACUUCUUCUGUGACAUGCCCCAGUUGUUAGUCCUGUCCUGCACUGACACUUUCUUUGUGCAACUCUUGACUGCUAUAUUAACAGUGAUCUUUGGGAUAACAAAUGCCUUCAUCAUCAUGAUAUCCUAUGGCUAUAUUGUCAUCUCCGUCAUGAAGAUCACUUCAGCUAAAGGCAGGUCCAAGGCUUUCAACACCUGUGCUUCUCAUCUAACAGCAGUUUCCCUCUUUUAUAUCUCGAGUGUCUUUGUCUAUUUGAGUUCCAGCUCUGGCGGUUCCUCCAGUUUUGACAGAUUUGCAUCAGUAUUCUACACUGUGGUUAUCCCCAUGUUGAAUCCCUUGAUUUACAGUCUGAGGAACAAGGAAAUCAAAGAUGCCUUGAGGAGUUUACAGAAGAAGAGAUGGUACUGCUGAGGUUCUGUCCAGAUUUGUCCUAUCAGAAAGCUUUACUCCUAAGAAUAUGCAAACAAAUGGACUAUAAUAUCGCCUUUGUAUAAAGAAAGCUUAGUUUGACACAGAUUAAUAUGCCAAAUGGACUGAUGGUGACUUGACUCCACACAAACACAAUGUCUUUAAGUCCUGAAGAGGUUCAUACUUUCACUGUACAUGGGGAAUGUCAUCAUCAUUUAUAAAUAAUCUGCAAGUAUUUGUAAAACGUUAAGGUUUAGAAACUCGUUAGUUCCUUUUGCUUUGGAGAUUGAGCCCUGCUCAGUGUCAGACCUCUGAUUGUAGAGGACUGAUAUCUGACAGAG
Acinonyx jubatus (cheetah) is the source of this 1547-nucleotide messenger RNA. Its product is annotated as olfactory receptor 5AN1-like. Gene Ontology annotation, cellular component: membrane. Gene Ontology annotation, biological process: G protein-coupled receptor signaling pathway; sensory perception of smell. The coding region runs from base 271 to 1209 and encodes 312 amino acids. The transcript has a single exon. Lineage: Eukaryota; Metazoa; Chordata; Mammalia; Carnivora; Felidae. The record is from RefSeq and is a predicted model, not a curated record. Gene Ontology annotation, molecular function: G protein-coupled receptor activity; olfactory receptor activity; odorant binding.